AUGAACCCAGAACAACUGGACGAUCUUGCAAAAAAUAAUCUUCAACCCGCUGAGGACACCAUUUUGGUGGUCAAGGAACUGCUUUCAGCACCCACGGAGCAACUUGAAGCUAUAAGUUUAGAGAUAAAGCGCUUGGACGAGAAACGCAAGGAGAUUGAGAAAUCUAUCAGGGGUUACCAACGCAUAUUGGCUCCCAUUCGCCGAGUGCCGCCAGAUAUCCUCCGCACCGUAUUCGAACAUUGCUUAGUCACCCAUCGCAACCCUACCAUGGCUGCUACUGAAGCACCUAUGCUCCUCACUCGUGUGUGCAGCAGCUGGAGGACCAUCGCAUUAGCAUCCCCACGACUUUGGGCACAGAUUCAUAUCCCGUUCCGGAAGGAGGGCCGAGAGGAUCAAUUUAGGAGACUUAAACAUGUCCCAAUGGCUCCAUUGCAAAAAGUCAGGAGUAUUCUUCACGAUCGAUGCCGCGCUGUAAACGAAUGGCUAUCUCGCUCUGGUAAUCUACCACUGUCGAUUUCGGUCAACGAAGAACAGGGAUACUUGAGUCCCUCAAAUAUUGAAGCAAGGUCUAUGCUAGAUGCGUCCGGUAUUCUUCUUCUCAGCAUACUGAAGGAAUUCUCACCCAGGUGGAUGGAAUUGGAAAUGACUGUGUCAUAUAUCAUGUACAACAGUCUUGAGAGAAUGCUGUCUGGACACACCCUUCCGUCCCUUCUUCGGCUACGAGCUUUAAUUUACCAUACUGUAAAUUCUUGGAAUCCAUCUACUGUCGAAGUGAAACCAUCUCCAAUUAUUCUACUACGCGCCCCAAACCUAAAAUAUGUGUCAAUCAACCAUCCUACAAUUUCUGACUUGUUGUCAUCCCCUACUAUUACUUCUGCUCCUCAACCAGUGCCAUGGACCAAAAGUAUUACGCACGUAUCGCUGACACACUGCAAUCCGGACGACUGCAUCAAGUUGUUGAUGAUGUACCCCCAACUUGUGCGAUGCAAUUUUGUGAUGGGAAAUGUCUUCGAUCAAGACAUGCUCCAGCAAAUUGUCAUCCCGAGUAUCAUACACUUGCCCCAGCUACUCUCCCUCGGGCUGAGCACCAUUGGAAACUCGGUGCUCAACUUCAUCCCAACCCUGCUUGAUAUCAUACAUGUGCCCCAGCUGCGAUGGCUCAGGUACUACAACAACAGCAGCUCGUUCAACCGCGAAGAUAUCCCCGAAGCGAUGAUGGACCAGAUCCCGUCUGCUUUCUUCGGUAGAUCCUCCAACUUAACGACCCUUGAACUCGACAGGUUUUGCUUAAUGCCGUCCAACAUCCUAGACGUCUUGGAAGCAUUGGACGGAUUGAUUCAUCUUGCACUUACUUGUAAGCAUGGGCUGAUGCCGAGGAACAGUAUAAUGCAGCGGUUGGAUGGGGAUACGUUCAACCUGGAAUGCCUGGUGGUUCGAGCCAAUGGCAAUGUCGUUGAUGAGCUACCGUAUAAAGAGUUACUUCCACGUCUCGAAAUCUUCGAGCUCUACAGGACGCUUGCAUCGGACGAUCUACUCCUACGCUUUGUAGACAGCCGCAUGAACCCGUCGUCGCAUGUUGCUGUCCUCAAGAAAGUGAGCAUACACUUUGAUCGAUUGAGGGAGGAAGAGAACCUCGACCUGGCCCAUGAAAUAAGGGUUCGCGGAAAUGCAGUGGGUGUCCAUGUGGUAACAGAGUUUUCAUAUUCAACAUCGACAUUGGAAGUGAAGAAAAAGAAGAAUUUCAUGUCGCCUUCGUACAUUCCUUCAUCCAAAGACGUUACAUGGAAACAACAGGAUUUUAUUGACGAAUAG
Psilocybe cubensis is the source of this 1812-nucleotide messenger RNA. RefSeq lists its product as uncharacterized. NCBI's taxonomy places the organism in Eukaryota, Fungi, Basidiomycota, Agaricomycetes, Agaricales, Agrocybaceae. The record is from RefSeq and is a predicted model, not a curated record. The transcript has a single exon. The coding region runs from base 1 to 1812 and encodes 603 amino acids.